This is a messenger RNA of Schistosoma haematobium, 1432 nucleotides long. RefSeq lists its product as uncharacterized. The coding region runs from base 868 to 1242 and encodes 124 amino acids. Lineage: Eukaryota; Metazoa; Platyhelminthes; Trematoda; Strigeidida; Schistosomatidae. The record is from RefSeq and is a predicted model, not a curated record. The transcript has a single exon.
GCUAAACUUUUCACUUAUCAAAAUUCAUAACUCUGACAUAACCUACAAUCAAUCACUUGUUUCUAUUUUACUACAACUUUACAGUAAUUAAAUAGUGUCAAAUUAAAUAAACAACCUCUACGUUUCCCUCAAAAGUGGAUACAUGGAAGGCGAUAUGAAACUUUUCAUAUUCAUUAUAAGUGUAGCAACUAGUACGUGAUUUUUGAUUCAAUAUUUCUGUUGAAGUGAAGUUGAGUGAUGAAUUUGAAAAAGUGGAUAAGAGUUAACCUCGGUGCAUGGUUUUUUAUCACUUGGUGGUCAAAACCUGACAUCGUACAAUGUUUUAGUUAGGCACGUUCGAUUACUUAUGUAGUUGAUAUCUUAUAUGUUAAAAACGAAACGACUUGUUUUCUAGGUUUUUAAAGGCUGUGUAGACUCAAUAUAUUACUAGAUAAGUUGAGAUUUGAAGCGAAAGGCACUGAAUUCAAGUCGCGGUGUUGACUUACUUACUCAUGUCUGUUACUCCCGAUGGAGCAUAGGCCGCCGACCAGCAUUCUCCAACCCACUCUGUCCUAAGCCUUCCAGUCUAGUUCUAUCCAAUUUUUGUUCAUUUUUCUCACGUCUGUCUCCAUUUCUCGAAGUAAUGUGUUCUUUGGUCUUCCACUUUUCCUUUGGCCUUGAGGAUUCCAUACAAAGGAUUGUCUUGUGAGUCAGUUGGGUGCUUUCCUCAAUGUGUGUCCUAUCCACUUCCAGCGCUUCUUCCUGAUUUCUUCCUUCGCUGGGAUCUGGUUUGUUCUCUCCGACAGUAGGUUGCUGCUGAUAGUGUCUGGCCAACGGAUCCAAAGUAUUUUGUGUAGAAGACUGUCAAUAAACACCUAUAUCUUCUGGAUGAUGGCUUCCGUAAUUCUCCAGGUUUCCGCCCCAUACAGUAGAACUGUGUUGACAUUUGUAUUGGAAAUUUUGACCUUGUUAUUGGUUGACAGUUGUUUUGAGUUCGAGAUGUUAUUCAGUUGUAAAUAUGUUGCUUUUGCUUUGCCGAUCCGCGUUUUCACUUCUCCAUUAGAUUCACUGCGUUCAUUAAUGAUGCUGCCCAGAUAUGUCAAGGUUUUUACAUCUCCCAAAUCUUCGUCAAGUGUUAUUCGAUUGUUGCAUGCUGUGUUGUAUCGGAGAAUCUUGCUUUUCCCUUUGUGUAUGUUGCGACGUACUACUGCUGAGGCUGCUGUCAAACUGGUCGUCUUCUGCAGUUGUUGUUGUGUGUGUUGACACUAACACUAAAAUAUAGAUAUGUCCAGAUGAUAUGCUCUAAAUGAAACGAAAUGGUUGUCCUUCAUUCUACUAUCAGCUAAUAUUUAACCGUAGAUUAGCAACAAUCCUAACGUAAAAUACCUCCACAAUUAUAACAGGAUAUCGAUUUUUAACUAACUGCGCUUCUGGUCAUAUUCACAGCAUAUUC